This is a messenger RNA of Anthostomella pinea, 2571 nucleotides long. The record is from the annotation of a GenBank genome assembly. NCBI's taxonomy places the organism in Eukaryota, Fungi, Ascomycota, Sordariomycetes, Xylariales, Xylariaceae.
AUGGAGCCACCGCCCCUUUUGGACGUCGGCGGAGGGUCUUUCGACUCGUCCAAGCCAUUCCGAGGUCAAGUCCUCUGCUGUACCAACAUCGAGGCCGAUCAACGUUCCGAAAUCGCACAGCGAACCGCCGACAUGGGCGGCGUCCACAAAUACGAUCUGACACCCGACGUUACGCACUUGAUAGUGGGAGACUACAACACGGCCAAGUAUCGCCAUGUUGCCAGGGGAAGGAACGACGUCAAGCCUAUGGCUGCUGGAUGGGUUGACGCCGUGCGAGCCUUAUGGAUGGAAGACCAGCAGAUCGACUUUGUCACCCUGGAAAACAAAUGGACAUUAAAGACAUUCGAGUCGCGUGGGGGUAUCCCCAACAGCCUAAUACCAGAAGCGCGCGAGAGGUCGAGGUUGGUGUGUUGCUUGACGGGGUUUGAAGACAAUGACAUACGCAGCAUGAUUGAGGACAAGGUCAGAGCCAACGGGGGCGAAUACGUUGGUGAUCUCUCUAGACGAGUCACUCACUUGAUAGUCAACAAACCCGAGGGCAAGAAAUACGCUGCCGCCCGGAAAUGGGAAAUACGCACCGUUUCGAUCGAAUGGUUGCACGAUAGUGUGGAAAGGGGCAUGAUACUCAACGAAGAGUGUUACGAUCCGACUCUGCCCCUAGAAGAGCGAGGGAAGGAUGCCUGGACAAGGAACCAGCCGCCGAAAAUACACCCACGGAAGCGAGUGCGAGAGGGUCCUUCCACUGCGGCGGAAGAGGGGAGGAGGAAGCUGAGGAAAAGUGCCAGUAUGAAAUUGAACAGCCAGAGAGAUGGCCUAUGGGGCGAUAUUCUUGACCAGAACCAAUCCGCCGAUCUGUCAAAGUCGAUGACCGAACAUCGAGAGCCGAGCGCACCUACCGCGCCCAGCGUCCCAGUGGCGGAUUCUAUUGCGCCUGCGACCGAGGAUGUUGGGUCAAUGCCACCACCGCGUACUGACGAUCUUCCGAGUCACCGUGAAGGAGUAUUCGCAGGCUGUCGCUUCUUUGUCCAUGGCUUUCCUAGGCCUAGGGAGGAAUUUGUAUCCGGGUUCCUUGCGUCACACGGGGGUCAAAUAUCCACGUCACUCGAAGACGUUGCGUCGCUAUCCCACGGGGAGCCACGAUAUCAGCGCUAUCUUCUCGUACCACAGUUGUCCCAACCCGACUCCCACCCACAACUUCCAGAGGGUGUCCACAUCAUCACCGAAUUCUUCAUCGAGCGUUGCAUACACAAUAAAACACUUUUUUCGCCAUACGACCACGUCCUGGGACAGCCAUUUCCGCAUUUCCCCAUCGACGGCUUUCAAGAUUUGACGAUAUGUUCAGCCGGUUUUCGCAACGAACAGCUGAAUCAAGUGGAAAAGUCCAUCGUCCAGCUAGGAGCCAAAUAUUCGGAAUGGCUAAACGCUCAGAGCUCGUUACUCGUUUGUUCAAGUCUCGAGAGUGUGAGGAAGCAAAAGCUCGACAUCGCGACUCUCUCGAAUAUCCCAGUUGUCAACGCCGACUGGCUGUGGCAAUGCAUUACCACGGGCUGUCUUGUGCCGCAUGAGAAGUACCAGUUCAAGGGCCUGCAGGCCAAAGCAGGCUCUUUAUCUGACAAGUUGAAAAGGAAGGAAUGCCAGCAACUGCAGAGAUCAAGGUCCGAACCCGCACUUAGAAACGCGAAGUCAAACAACAAAGUGCCGGUGCCACCACCGAGGGGUGGCCUUGAUAUGACAGCAUUCGAUGAUGGACCUAUAGUACUCGAUGCAGACAAUAGGAUCAUACAGAGGGAGGAAGCUGGUGAAUCACAUUACGAGACAGCUCCGACACACCAGGUGGAAAGCAUGGACAAUGCGUUCAGCACUGCACCCUUAGCUGAAGUAACUUCAAACGCACUCAACAAGUCGCCGCCAUCACCGUUACCAAAGACGGCUCACCAAGCACGCAAGCUCAAACGUUUUCCCACCGGGGGCGAAGUUGGCGAUUCGGAGGGUGGCGAGGACCUGGAAACAACAGCUCAACCCCCCAAAGAGACAGUCGUAGAAGACGAGGCGGCAGAGCGCAAGCGCAAAGAACAGGCGAAAGCCUUCGAGCGCGAAGAAAUGUCGAAACGUUUGGGCUCCCUCAUCUCUCACGAGGAGGCAGUACAAAUGGGCACUGGUCUGAAGCCACAACCUGGCACAAGGCCCCAACGGCGAAAACGAGAUAUCCUGGGCCGGGCGGCCAGUAACGUAUCUGCGGCAUCGAGUGGAAGCACCGAGUCGUCAGCAAACGCAGCAACAGGCUCAAUGCUAAACCGUCUGGAUUCAACACAGAGCGCACAUAGUGGUGGCAGCGGGCUUCUGGACGGGAUCAUGGAACCGGGCGGAGUGGACGCGGACAAUCCGCCUCCCGCGACACAGCUGGAAUACGAUAACCCCGAGGCGCGGAGGCAUCGCGAAGUCAUGAUGGACCGGAUGAUGGGAGGGAACAAGAGGAUUUCUGGCGGCAGGCAAAGCCAGGAGAAGGUCACUAUGGCAGACUACAUGCCCGUCGAGGGUGUUGGCACCAGGAGGACUACGAGAAGACGAUGA